GCAUCUUCAAGCCUGAAUACCAAUAUCCCAAUCCAUUCUUUUCUUUCGUUGCAUCAGAUUCAACACAUCCUCAUGAUAGAUUGUGAGAUCUGACUUUGAGUUUGGUUCAUUUUACUGGCCGGUCAAGAGCAUCAUCUCAGCGAAUCGCGGCGCCAUAUAAGAAAUCUCAACUCGUGGAGGGGCGAACUCGCCAGGACAAGCUAUACGGGGACCAGACGAACGACGGUCAUAUUUUGAAGAUAUUACAGAGUCUCACGCAGCCAAGGCCUUGGUUGGAGCUUACGCUCUUACCAUACUCUUUCUCUAUCUCUCUCUGCGUCACUGUUACUAUACCUGAUAGACAAGAUCUCAACUUUCUCUCAGUCUGUCUUCCGUGGCCUGAGUUAGGCCACACCUUACCGCCAAGAUGGUCAAUAUUACAGAGAAGAUCAAGGAAAUCGAGGAUGAGAUGAAGAGGACCCAGAAGAAUAAGGCCACAGAGUACCACCUGGGUCUGCUGAAGGGCAAGCUCGCCCGCCUCCGUGCACAGCUCCUCGAGCCAGGACCGGGUUCUGGUGGUGGUCCGGGGGCAGGCUUCGACGUGAGCAAGAGCGGCGAUGCCAGAAUAGCCCUCGUAGGCUUCCCGUCCGUGGGCAAGUCGACCUUCCUGUCCAAGGUGACCAAGACCAAGUCUGAGGUUGCUAGCUACGCCUUCACCACCCUGACGGCCAUCCCGGGCGUGCUAGAGUAUGGAGGUGCCGAGAUCCAGCUGCUGGAUCUGCCUGGAAUCAUCGAGGGCGCCGCCGAGGGUAAGGGCCGGGGGCGGCAGGUCAUCUCUGCUGCCAAGACGAGCGACCUGAUCCUCAUGGUGCUGGAUGCGACGAAGCGGGCAGAGCAAAGGGCGCUGCUGGAGGCAGAACUCGAGGCCGUUGGGAUCCGGCUCAACAGGGAGGCACCGAACAUCUACCUCAAACCCAAGAAGGCGGGCGGGAUGAAGAUCAACUUCCAGUCACCACCCAAGAACAUCGACGAGAAGAUGGUGUACAACAUCCUCCGCGACUACAAAAUGCUCAACUGCGAGGUGCUCAUCCGCGAUGACGAGGCGACCGUCGACGAUUUGAUCGACGUCAUCAUGAAGGACCACCGCAAGUACAUCAAGUGCCUCUACGUCUACAACAAGAUCGACAGUGUCUCGCUCGACUUCCUCGACAAGCUGGCCCGCGAGCCGCACACCGUCGUCAUGAGCUGCGAGCUGGACCUCGGCAUCCAGGACGUCGUCGACCGCUGCUGGAAGGAGCUGGCUCUGAUCCGCAUCUACACCAAGCGGAAGGGCGUCGACCCGGAUUUCAGCGAGGCCCUGAUCGUGAGGAGUAACAGCACUAUUGAGGACGUGUGCGACCGCAUCCACCGCACGCUGAAGGAGACGUUCAAGUAUGCGCUGGUAUGGGGUGCCAGUGCAAGGCAUAUACCGCAGAGGGUAGGGCUAGGCCACGUUGUGUCGGACGAGGAUGUGGUUUACAUAGUGAGUGGAUGGAAGGCUUAGAACAGAACCGUGCUUGGGAAAAUCAAAGCGAUUCUUGUCUUCAGAUCACAGCCACCAGUUGAACGCACAAGUAC
Messenger RNA from Cryphonectria parasitica EP155, 1596 nucleotides. RefSeq lists its product as uncharacterized. Gene Ontology annotation, biological process: cytoplasmic translation. Gene Ontology annotation, molecular function: GTP binding; GTPase activity. The record is from RefSeq and is a predicted model, not a curated record. Bases 407 to 1522 code for a protein of 371 amino acids. The transcript has 3 exons. Lineage: Eukaryota; Fungi; Ascomycota; Sordariomycetes; Diaporthales; Cryphonectriaceae. Gene Ontology annotation, cellular component: cytoplasm.